AUGAUUGCAAGGGACUUCUCCGCUGAUCUCAACGAUGCAUUCGCGAUGGACAGCAACCUCGAUGGCUUAGUCCAGUCAGUCCAGCUGAAAAAAGAAGCAGUGGAUUCACAGACCCAAGAACUCCAAGCCCUCGAAGCACGCCUACGAGACACCGAGGAUCGUCUGAAAGAGCGGCAGUCCAGGGAUCCAUCUCUGGCAGGCAGAAAUAAUGGCACCAAUUCCAUCAACAGACGUCAACCUCUUAAUAAUACAUUCAGUGGUCAAGAGAAUGAUCGGCUGGAAUCCUCUACUACAAGCCCACAGGCUCGGCAGGCCCCAACGUCCCAAUCAGUGUCAGCGAGUACCAUGUCACACUGGAGGCCGACGCAAAGUACUGCUUCCGGGACAGGUGGUGAAAAUGCGCCCUUUGUUCGCCCGAGUGGGCAGGAGAAUAGCCGUCACGUGCAGUAG
Letharia lupina is the source of this 450-nucleotide messenger RNA. RefSeq lists its product as uncharacterized. The record is from RefSeq and is a predicted model, not a curated record. The transcript is spliced from 2 exons. NCBI's taxonomy places the organism in Eukaryota, Fungi, Ascomycota, Lecanoromycetes, Lecanorales, Parmeliaceae. The coding region runs from base 1 to 450 and encodes 149 amino acids.